Messenger RNA from Neoarthrinium moseri, 2499 nucleotides. RefSeq lists its product as uncharacterized. Lineage: Eukaryota; Fungi; Ascomycota; Sordariomycetes; Amphisphaeriales; Apiosporaceae. The transcript has 12 exons. The record is from RefSeq and is a predicted model, not a curated record. Bases 1 to 2499 code for a protein of 832 amino acids. Gene Ontology annotation, molecular function: oxidoreductase activity, acting on CH-OH group of donors; flavin adenine dinucleotide binding.
AUGGAGGACUGGCAGGAGGCGGCAUUUUCGUCGCGGCACAUGCACAACAGAGUGGGGCGAAGCAGCGCAAAAGGUGGAAAACGAGGGCAUCAUGAUGGCUCCUUUGAUGUGAGGAGAUCGUUUGGUUCUUACGAAUGCAAGUGUACCGCGUGGGAGAAAUUCAAGUCGGGGAAAGAUCAAUAUCCGAUAUUCGAGCUCUUUCGAUUAACAGAAAACGGACAAGGAAUCAUUGGGACAUUGUUAAUGCCCGACUUGCUGCAAGCUACUGUAGUUUUGGCAGGAAGUAGGAAAACUUUGGAACAAACGAUAUCUGCUCUAGAAGACAAUGACGCAUCCGGGGUCUCUAAGAACCAUCUUGCACGCAGCAGUCAAACUUGCGAAGGACACGCGCUUGAGUUUGAUGGUUUGGACCAGAGGUCUGUUUCAGCAGAAGAAAGCGGCAACCUGGAUCCCGAGGAAGCACGCUUGAAGGCUUUUGAAAAGAACAGUUUUCGGGCGCCCAAAUUCUGGUUUCAAUGGAGUGGUCUCCCAUUAUCGCCGCCAUGGGUUGAUAAUGAGAGCCCGAAACGUUGGGAGACGAACAUGGGGUACCUGGUCUUUUCUGGCAACGAUUGCCGCAAAUUUCAGGGGACAAUCAAUUGCAGUGCCCUUGGGUGGAAGGACGUGGCACUCAAAGGCCACAAGACAGUCUCCAAGCCGGAGCGUGAUAUCCCCGUCGCUUGGAACCCAAACGGUACUGACUUAACUAUUAUCCAGAUCGCUGGUUCCAAUGUCGGCUCUCCGGCUCAAUCCAUAGUCACUCUUGCUGCUGCUGUGUCGCUUGGGCUGCAAGCGAAUGCAGCCGCUAUAGCCUCCCCUGCAGCAUGCGCUGCGGCAAAUGCCAACCAGACCUAUGACUACAUAGUUGUGGGCUCCGGAGCAGGUGGAAUACCCAUCGCUGAUCGACUAUCCGAGGCUGGGCACACGGUGCUGCUGAUUGAGAAAGGCCCACCAUCGUCAGGAAGAUGGGGAGGGACGAUGAAGCCGAAGUGGCUCGAUGGCACGAAUCUAACACGGUUCGAUGUACCUGGGCUUAGUAAUGAGAUAUGGUCAGAUCCUAAGGGCAUAGUCUGCACUGACGUAGACCAAAUGGCAGGCUGCGUCUUAGGAGGUGGAACAGCAGUCAAUUCAGGACUAUGGUGGAAACCGCAUCCGGCGGACUGGGAUUUUAACUUCCCCGAUGGUUGGAAGAAUACAGACGUAGCUGCAGCCACGCAGAAGUUGUUCUCCCGGAUCCCGGGCACAACUGUUCCAUCGACAGACGGCAAACUCUACUUGCAGCAGGGCUUCGAUAUGCUGAGUAGCGGUUUGAACGCUUCUGGAUGGAAGUAUAUUGUCCCCAAUGACCAUCCAGAUCAGAAGAAUCGCACCUAUGGCCACAGCACCUUCAUGUUCUCUGGAGGUGAGAGGGGCGGCCCUCUGGCUACGUACUUGCUUAGUGCAAGCCAGCGAAAGGAGUUCACAUUGUGGACAAACACGAUAGCCAAAAGAGUGGUGCGCACCGGCGGUCAUGCGACUGGCGUGGAACUCGAGUGCAAUGGUGGCUCUGGCUACUCUGGUGUUGUAUCGGUGACCCCGAAGACAGGAAGGGUUAUCGUUUCAGCUGGUGCCUUCGGUUCAGCCAAAUUACUUAUGCGCAGUGGAAUUGGGCCCACAGAUCAGCUCAACGUCGUCAAGAGCUCAUCAGAUGGCCCUACAAUGAUAUCUCAGGACUCUUGGAUCAAUCUCCCCGUGGGCUACAAUCUGGAUGAUCACGUUGGUACUGAUGUUCAAGUGUCGCACCCAAAUGUUGUAUUUUACGACUUCUAUGGCGCAUACAACAAUCCAGUUCAAAGCGAUGCGCAAGCCUAUCUAAAAGGAAGAACUGGUAUUCUCACACAAGCUGCUCCCAACGUUGGUCCCAUGUUCUGGGAAAUCAUUACUGGAGCUGAUGGCCGUGAACGUCAUCUACAUUGGCAAUCACGUGUGGAGGGUUCUCAAAAAACCUCCAUGACUAUUACACAAUACCUUGGCACCGGUGCCGUGUCACGUGGUCGUAUGAAGCUCAGCAGUAGUUUAAACACUGUAGUUUCGACUGCACCCUAUCUUCAUGAUGAUAAUGACAAGGCAGCUAUUAUCAAGGGGAUUGAGAAUCUGCAAGACUCCUUGAAGGGUAUAUCUGGGUUAACCUGGAUUGCACCGAAGCCGGGACAGACCGUCACUCAGUUCGUAAACUCGCUACCCGCAACAACUGGAGCACGAUGUGCGAACCACUGGAUUGGUACUAGCAAGCUCGGCUUGGAUGAUGGUCGUGUGAAUAAUGGUACAUCUGUCAUAGAUACGAACACUAAAGUGUACGGCAUGGAUAACCUGUUUGUUGUUGACGCUUCAAUUUUCCCUGGCCACAUAACAGGCAACCCUUCUGCCGCGAUCAUCAUCGCAUCCGAGCACGCUGCUACAAAGAUUCUCGCUCUAGCUUAA